Molecule: messenger RNA, 2000 nt
Organism: Aegilops tauschii subsp. strangulata
Lineage: Eukaryota; Viridiplantae; Streptophyta; Magnoliopsida; Poales; Poaceae
Cellular component (GO): CCR4-NOT complex
Source: RefSeq, a predicted model, not a curated record
UUUUCACAGCCCGUCCGAUCCACAUCCUCAAGUCGCCUACUCUCCCACUGUCCCCGAAUCUCUCACCCGAGAGGGGAAAACCCAAAACUACAAAAAUCUCGCCGCCGACCACCGCCACAGCGACGGCCAUGUCGGUGGACGCCCCCGUCCCGACGCUGCGUCCGGAGGAGCGGGCAGGCCUCCUGGCGCUGCUCGCAUCCGCUGCGCGCCCGCUGGCCGACGUUGUAGCCGACUUCCUCGCGCGCUUCCCCCGCGAGCGCCGCCUCCGCGUCGGCGCUACGCUCUGCUUCCUCCUAGAGGACAAGAAAAUGCUUCAUGCAACCGGUCGUCUAAUCGCAUUUGCAAUUCUUCAUCAGAGCUAUUCCUCACAGCCAGUAAAUCCCUAUGUUCCUCUGCUGUUAAAUGCAGCUUGUGAUGAAUCAUCAGAUAAAUCAGAACAAGCAUUUGUCCAACUUUUGUUGACUUCGUCCAGCGGAGACAAUAACAAUGAGGUGCUGCAAAAGUCAGCUGUAGAUUACGUAAAUGGGCCUGUUUCUGCAUCACAGGCCUUAUUGCCACGGGAACAGCUUGAGAAGCAAUUCUGCAGGAGUAUUGUACAGCCUCAGCCUCAAGUUAGUAGUUUCAGAAGCGCUACUGUUAGAUGUGCUAUACCAGAUCCAGAUAUACCUCAGAGUUGUGCCAAUUCAUCAGAGAUAUCAGCGCCUGGAAGCAAACAAAAAUCUACUUCCGAUGAUAGAGAUUCUGCUCUUGUUGCUUUACUCCAAGAAAAAUCAUGGGGAAGACUGGGUCCCCAAUGGAUACGGCCGAACCCCCCAAGACUUCAUAUACUUGAUGGGGAGUUACAGUGGCUGAAUCCUGACAACAAUCAUGAGCUAUUAUGGGAUUAUAGCAUGUGUGCUGAAACGAGUCGUGGGGCUGCGAUCCGUGAUUUGAUUGCCAGAGCCUUAAAAGGUCCACUUGUACCUGCUCAACAGGAGCAAGUUGUUAUAGAAUUGGUGAAGGACUCUAAGCUAGUCUAUCACUGCGGGAUGACUCCACAGAAACUUCCAGACCUUGUUGAGCAUAAUCCACUCAUUGCUGUAGAGCUUCUUUCGAAGCUUAUGAACUCUCCUGACAUUGCAGGUUAUUUUGAUGUUCUUGUGCACAUGGAGAUGAGCCUGCAUUCGAUGGAAGUUGUAAACAGACUUACUACUGCGGUUGAACUCCCGACAGGAUUUGUCCACGAAUACAUCUCAAAUUGUAUUCAAUCUUGUCAAAACAUUAAGGAUAAGUACAUGCAGAACAGACUGGUGAGAUUGGUUUGUGUUUUCCUCCAGAGCCUCAUCCGAAAUCAGAUUAUUAACGUUCAAGAUCUUUUCAUUGAGGUACAGGCAUUCUGCAUAGAGUUCUCACGAAUAAGGGAAGCGGCUGGCUUAUUCCGUCUGCUCAAAUCUUUGGAGUGAAGAAACAAGUUUAUCCAAGUUUCCAUGAUUCUGUCCUUUGGAACUUCAUGAGCUGUGGCAAUAUCAAGUGAUAAAUACUCUGUUUUUCCUCAAUUCCAACUAUCAGAUAAGCUGGUGGUAUCAUUAUCAAGCGUUUGGAGUUUCUGGUUCGGCGUAGUUGUCUGGCCACUCUGGGUGUUCAAGAUCAGAUGAUGUGUGUCAAUUCUUGCAAAAUCUGUGGCACCCUCGCAACGACAACGCACACCCUUGUAGGAGUGGAUAAAAAGGGUCGCCAAUAGCAGAUCCAGAUGGUACACUAUUUGUGGUUGGUCUACAUUUAGUUCUGUUUGUAUACUUGCGUUGUAUGUCGACGGAUAAUAGAUGCAUGUUUUGGUCUAUUCUUUUGUAUCCAUGUAAUCGGAACAAUACCUGAUCUGUUUAUUGUAGUCUGUUUUAUUUGGUUCAACCAGGAUACUGUGUCGUUCUGUCCUUGAUUCAUUUGCUUGUUAAUGUCUUCCUUUGGGGAACAAUGUUAAUUCCAACUAUGCUCUAAAAUAAUUAAAGGGGUGAUUGUUAUCA